UGUUCCGCGAUCUCUAUGACCAGCUCCCCCACGUUCCCCGUCGAGUCGAGGCCGAAAAGGCGGGAAAGCAGGAAAAGGCGGUUACAAGAGGGAGGGAGUGCGCAGGCGUUGCGCAUGCGCCUUGGCGAGAGGGCGAUGAGGCGCGGACGGGUGUGGGUGGCGGCGGCAGCGGCGGCCACGCUGGCCGUGGCGGCGCUGGAGGCCUUGGCUUGCUGGCUGAUGAAGAGGAGGAGGCCGGCGGCGGUGCGCGAGGUGCUCUUCUUCCCGUCGCGGCUGACGUGCGUCGAGGAGCUGCUGGCCGAGGAGGGGGCGCCAGAGCCAGCGGGGCGCCUGCGGCCUGCCCCUCGGUGCGCGUGCCCGCUGCCCCACCACCGCGAGAGCGCGCUCGCGCGCCUCUUGGCCCACCUGCUGCGGGCGCGGCGCUCGCUGGAGCUCUGCCUCUUCGCCUUCUCCAGCCCGCAGCUCAGCCGCGCCGUCCUCCUGCUGCACGCGCGGGGCGUCCGUGUCCGCGUCGUCGUCGACUCCGACUACAUGGCCCUCAACGGCUCCCAGAUCGGGCGCCUCCGGCAGGCCGGGAUUCAGGUGCGUCAUGAUCAGGAUAGUGGGUAUAUGCAUCAUAAAUUUGCCGUCAUAGACAAAAAGAUGUUGAUCACUGGCUCCCUCAACUGGACCACUCAAGCCAUCCAGAACAACAAAGAGAAUGUGCUGAUAGUGGAGGACACAGCCUGUGUGAAUAUUUUCCUAGCAGAAUUUGAAAAGAUUUGGGAGGACUACAAUCCGGCUAAUUAUACUUUUUUCCCCAAAGAAGAAAAACAGGUACUGAAAAAAACUACUUGUGGGACGGAGAAGCAGCUUAGCAAAUAGCAGUGCACAUUUUGUUCCAAAGACUGUCCUACUCUCAAAUCAUACAUUUGAGAAUGGCUUAAACAGUAACCAACAGAAAAAUUUCUACUGCUUGAAGAAACUUACAACCAGCAUAUGGUCAGAAUGUGUUGGGAUCCAGUCAAACAGAAUAUAUAGGGUUAUGUUUUAUUGAUAACAGGUUCAGUUAUAUAGAAGCAGCACAUAAACAGAUUGCCCAAGACCGGGAGUGGAGCAGGAAUUUAAUAUUAAACUAAUUUAGAUGUUUUAAUAUGUAAAACUCUUCCUGUGUUUGGGAAGGUGACAUUUCAGAUAAGAGUUUUAUCCUAGCAUUUUCUUUUAUGUGCUAGUUUUCAGUGUGUCUGGCUUUUUUCUGUUGAGAACUGCUCCAACAUGCAGUUAUCCGUCUUGCAUUCUGCAGUGACCAAACCAUGUGUGUUUUCCACUUGCCUAGAAGAAUAGCAGUCUUGUGUAAAGCCUUAGUGUAUGCCCUCAUCUUGCAGGUAGUCCUGUGCUGUGCAGAAUUAAGCAAGGAUCUUAUUGGGCAAAGAGGAACAAACAUGAUAACACUUGUGUGUCCUGAGUGAAGAAAAAGGCCUGGUGUAAAACACCUUAUGGUGGCAUUCAAGCUGUAGCCUAGCCUAAGACUUCUGAUUGUAGAAAUGCAGCACAGGUAUAAGAUGUAAAUUAGUUUUGAUUCAACCAGUUUCAAGCAAGAGAGCUUUCAGGAAGAAGGUAGUUUGUGUUUAAAAAAAAAAUUAUUUAGAGUAUGUUGGCCUUUUGACUACAGCAGCAUUGGCUUUCAUGCUUUCUAUAGAGAUCAUGAAUCCUGAUCAUGAGGUCACAAUCCAACACGAAAUGGGGUGUACUAAAAGCCCAUUACAGAAUAUAACUAACAAAUUAAUUGGUCAUUCCAAUGUUCCUUGUUUUUCCUACAAGUUUUAAGUGGCCUGACUCAUCCUACUCAUGAGUGUAUGGAUGAGCUCUCCCCGCCCCCCCCCCCCCACUGUAAGCUAAAAAGAUGGCAGUCUGCCAUCUUACAAAAUUGUGAACAUGAAGUUGUGUGAUAUGAAGAAAUCUAGAAGUGUCUUAACAGCAGUUAGUUUGUUUACUAAAACUGCUCAAUGGCAAAGCCUCCUUGUACAUUAGCUGCAUAGAGGCAGGAACUAAGCAGGAGGGUUCAUUUUCUUACAUAGUUUAUUUACUAGCAUUUGACCUGUGUCACUGUGAGCAAGGGCUUCCGGAGAGACAAAUUAAAGGUAUAAUAAUAAUGGAAGAAUAUGCUGGAUGUACUUGCAUUGGAUUUCAAAUACCUUGCUUCUCAUUUGUAGUGGUUUUGGUUAAUAUUAAAUCUGUUUUGGCCAAAGAGAAA
Hemicordylus capensis (graceful crag lizard) is the source of this 2233-nucleotide messenger RNA. It is a transcript of the gene PLD6, whose product is annotated as phospholipase D family member 6. Gene Ontology annotation, cellular component: mitochondrion. The transcript is spliced from 2 exons. Lineage: Eukaryota; Metazoa; Chordata; Lepidosauria; Squamata; Cordylidae. The record is from RefSeq and is a predicted model, not a curated record. Gene Ontology annotation, molecular function: RNA endonuclease activity producing 5'-phosphomonoesters, hydrolytic mechanism. The coding region runs from base 16 to 864 and encodes 282 amino acids. Gene Ontology annotation, biological process: piRNA processing.